CGGGUGCAGCGCGUGAGGUUGAUGCCAGGCAGAGAUAGAUGGAUUGGCGAGGGAGGAUAAACCUGCACGGUGACACAACUAGAGUAAAGAGGAGGCGUUUGAUGAGUGAGAGAAAACUGAGAGAGUUACGGAACAAAUAUAGAGGAGAGAGGAACGGGGAAAAGCAGGAAUCCUCCUGCUGACUGGUUCCUGUCUGCCCGCACCGAUGUCCAAGGCCCGUCCGGUGACAGCAGAAUACAACCAACCGAGAUAGAGCGCACGGAAACGGCCACUGGGGUGGAAAGCUUCGGGGAACCGCUGGAGCUCUUCUCUGUAACUGAGAUGAUGGAUUCACCCACAGAUCUUUUUGAUGAUUCUGCUCCCCAGAUACAUACAUUUGCUCCCACUCUCAACUCCUCAGAUCUCCCUGGAAUUCAUCCUCAGGCUGGUGCCGACCGCCUUACUCCUGCUUUUAGACCCCCUGGCUUCCCCCUGAUCCACCAUCUCCUUCAGCCAGGUGGAGGCCCCAGGAGGAUUGGAGGGUUACUGAACACCAGCCUGAGUACCCACAGACACCUGGAGGACAGAAAUAUGGAGGAUGAUGAAGGAGAGAGGGACGAACAUAUGGAGCAAAGAAUGGAAGGUGGAGAUGAGGGAGCGAUGGAGGGAAAGGACAACUUGUUGGCGGUUAAGAAGAGGCACAAUGAUGCAGCCCUCGCAGCAGAGUGGAGUCAAGACAUCCUGAAAGUGAAGAGGAUGAAGCUCGAAAACCGACAGCGAGAUGGAGAGACAGAUGAGGGAGGCAAGCAAGGAGGGAGGGAAGGGAGGAGGAGGGAAAGGGAAGAGCUGAAAGAACAGCUGGAGGAGGCAAGAGAGAGACUGCAGGCUCUGCAGGAGAAAGUGUGGAGAGCUUUUGGGGAAAAGCACAUGGCAGAGGAGGAGAAGAAAAGGAAGCGCAGAAACAGAAGCAGUGGUGGAGUUGAUGGAAGAGAAGAAGAUGUGGGGAUAAUGGAGGAGGAGGACAUUACAGAAGGGAUGUACGAUGAAGAGGACACUGAUGGUGGAGAGAUGGAAAAGGAGUCAUUUUCCCUGCUUUCUGAGUCCCCUUUUGACAGCUUCCACAAACGGAAAGACGAGCUGCAAAAAGACAGAGAAGGAAGGAUGGAGAGAGGAAGAGGAGGAGGGUUGCACUUGGAUGGUGUGAUGGAGGGAUCGGGGUUGUGGUUGGACUGCGGAGGGUUGGUCAGAGGAGACUGGGAUAUAGGGAUAGAUGAUGAGAGCGAGGAGGGAGGGCAGAAGUUUGCUCAGGCGCUGAAGCUGGAGUUGGGCAGUGCUGUGGCCCGGGUCAUUGACCGAGUUCUCCGCCUUUACACCGAGAUGACAGAUUUCACUCCUUCCUCUCCUCCUGCUGCUAUCUCAUUUCUCCCAUCUGAUCCAGGAAGUGACGGAGGGAAGGAGAAGGCGGUGUGGAUGGGGCUAUUAACAAGAGGAAGACGAGAAGAAACAACGAGUGACAAGGAGGAGAAAACAAGAGGGCAGGAGGGAGAAAGAGAGAAGCAGCUCCAUAAGAUGAGCAACGGGGGCGCCCUGCCCCCUCGGCCACUACGUCGAACUGAACCGUCAGAUCUAGCGAUGCCAUUGGCUCUUCAAAGGUCACCUGACACACGAAAGGCCUACCCACUCCUUGGCCCACCUCUCCCCACUCACCUCAAUCCCUCUCACCCAAACCUCUCCCUGCACCACCCUUCUUUGCCUCGUCCCCCUCCUCUUUCUCACCCUCCCCUCUUACCUCCAGCUUCGCAGCCCAAGGACCACUCCUCCUCUUCCUCCUUUCACCCAUCUUCAACCUCCUCCUCUUCUUCCUCAUCUUCUUUCCCUGCACCUCCCCCUCCUCCCCCGCCUCCCCCUCCUCCUCUCCCUCUCCCCUUGCUCCACUACUCCAUGCAGCAGCUUUUCUCCCGCUCACUUCACCACCCUCAACUCCCCCACCUCCCAUCAUCCCGCAAAGACUACUUGAACUCUGACCCUUUUUUGGAGUUCUCUUCUCACCCCUCGUCUCACCCCACCUUUCCCCCACUCCCCUUGCUCGGUCACCUGGACCCGUCACUUGCACGCCACGUGCACGGGGGGAGAGAGAGGGAGAGAGUGAUGAGGGGAGAUGGAGGCAUGAGAGGAGGAGGAGGAGGGAUGGACGGAGGAGAGCUGUACCUGACUGCCGGGGGGACCCAAGAGGGCUUGUCUCCCUGCCAUCUGAAGAAAGCCAAGCUCAUGUUCUUCUACACACGCUAUCCCAGCUCCAACACGCUCAAGACAUAUUUCCCUGACGUCAAGUUUAAUCGCUGUGUGACCUCCCAGAUGAUUAAAUGGUUCAGUAACUUCAGAGAGUUCUUCUACAUCCAGAUGGAGCGCUUUGCACGCCAGGCUGUCCGCGAGGCUCUCACCCGGGAUGGUGCAUCUCGUAUUGGCCGAGAGAGUCAGCUGCGAGUGGGCCGUGAUACGGAGCUUUACCGCAUACUGAACAUGCACUACAAUAAAAGUAACAUCUACCAGGUUCCAGAGAGGUUCAUCGAAGUGGCUGAAGUGGCUCUGAGAGAGUUUUACUCAGCCAUUUGGACUGGGAGAGACAGCGACCCCUGCUGGAAGAAAGGAAUAUAUAAAAUUAUCUGUAAACUUGACAGCCCUCUACCAGAUGCGUUCAGACUGCCAGGCUGUCCGGUUGGCUAAUGAUUGGACCGCUUUCUUGUGGUCCGUGUGCACAAAUGCAUGCACAAACAUGAUUUUACUAAUAUAACACAUAUGCAUUAAAUCAUUCAGAAACUGUUACAUUUCUGACUGUUCAGACUGGUAUGUGGCUAUCCAGAAGAUCAUUUAGAAUAAAAGCAUUUUGACUGACAUGCAGAGGAAUACAUAUACUCUCUCAAAUAGACGGGCACGUUUGUUAUACAGGCUCAAUAGCGCACCCUCGGCACAGCAGUCUUGUGACUGCACUUAUCAAGGAACGUGACCGUACCAUUGAAUUAAAACGGACAGAACAGGAUUUCCUUCUCCAAACAUUCUUCAGUCAGCUGCCUUGUGAAAUCACAGUGAUAAAACUAUCAUUUAAGCGCAACACUCUCUCACAGUAGUUUGCGAAAUAGCCACAAAAUAUAAUCUCUUGAUUUCAUGUCUAUGGAAACUAAUUUACUCUCUUUGUGUGUUCAGUCAGCCACAUAGUAAAGCUUCCAGUUUACAAAAGCAACAGGUUUAGGGUUCAAAUUCUGCACUGGCUGCAUUACAGGCUGUUUUUUUUUUUUUUUUUUUUUAAACAAAACACUUGUUUUCCCUCACAUUACCUCACAGCUGCUGUUUGGUUUGGUUUAAGGACAGUCUCAUAAAAAAAAAAAAAAAAAAAGACAACUUUUACAUCCAUCUUCACGAGCGCAGCGAUCGCAGCUAGUGGCUGUUCCGUUAGCUGGCUGCCGUUUUGAGAUGUGUUGCCCAAAUGGCCUCACAUCCAUUAAGAAUGCUGUUCUACACUUGACCACAGUGCUGCUGGGAACUAGACACAAAUACGCUCUGACACAGAGGCCACAAUCUGAGUGCAUUUCCAUCUUUUAAGAAACCGGUAACCGGCUCCACCUUCACUCUGAACAAUGAGCAGUGCAGCUAUUAAGAAAAUGCCUGCUAAACAUUUUAAUUAUAAAGCACUAAUAUUGCUGUGUGAACAGCAACAAUCGUGCACAAACAGCCCGUAACAACCCCACCCAAACAUUUUAGGGCCGCCCUCCCUCAGUGGCGUUCAUCGUGAAAUGACCUUUUACCGUUGCCUCGUGCGUGGGCUUCUCCAUCAGGGUCUUAUCCCUUAUUUUCAUUUUCUCUCCAACAACACGAGACCGUCGCGUUUCGUCUGAAGUCGAUUUUUUAAAAUUGGUUUAGAUUUUGAAAAUGAAGUUGACCUUGUUUCGCAGCACAGUUUGGUCAGUGGCUUCUUUUGGUCGUACCCCUCUGAUCUCUCUGUUCACGAUUAAAUUAUUAUCAAGCUUUUGUACAUGCAAUCAAAUAAUAACAGCGGUUCUUUCAAGAAGGAUGUUAUAUUGAAUUUAAAACAGUAUAAUUAAUGUUUUGUUCUUUCCUUGAUGUGCUCUUAUUGUUGAUAUAUUUACGUAUGUUUUUGACUUCUUUUAAAGUGUUGCUAAACUAAAUAGGCCACUUGCACAAUAAGUAUAUAUAAUUAUAUACGGUAUAUAUAUAUCAACGUUUGUUUUCCAAAAGGGGGAAACUUUCGCUCUCUCCACUGUAUAUCACGACUCUUAUCCAGAGGACGGAUGGGUUUCUGUUCAAGAAAAUGCUGACUGACAGCCUCGAACUAUCUGUGAUGUGUUUUGAAGUGCAUGUUUCCUAGAUUUGCGUUUUUUGCUUUGUAAUCUUUUAUGUUGCUCUCUUUUAUAUUGUACAUACUGUAUUCUUUACUGUAGAUCUGUGCCUCGUUCAGACUUUGGUGAAUUUUGAUGUUUAAACUUAUCAUGAAUUAAAGACAUACAAGGCU
Archocentrus centrarchus (flier cichlid) is the source of this 4504-nucleotide messenger RNA. RefSeq names its product prospero homeobox 3 (gene prox3). The record is from RefSeq and is a predicted model, not a curated record. Bases 322 to 2703 code for a protein of 793 amino acids. Gene Ontology annotation, cellular component: nucleus. The transcript has 6 exons. Gene Ontology annotation, biological process: regulation of transcription by RNA polymerase II. Gene Ontology annotation, molecular function: RNA polymerase II cis-regulatory region sequence-specific DNA binding; DNA-binding transcription factor activity, RNA polymerase II-specific. Lineage: Eukaryota; Metazoa; Chordata; Actinopteri; Cichliformes; Cichlidae.